ACAAGCAGCAAAACGCAAUGCCUUCCUCGUACGACUCCUCCACAUCUUCCAUCGAGAUCACCGGUGUCACCUCAACCAAGGACGACACCAACAUGGAUGGCUGCGCCACAGUGCCGCGCGCCGCCGCGCUCUCGGGUCCCGUCGCCGAACGCUACGCCUCGUCGCUCCGCACCCAGCGCGUGGUCGACGCCCUGUGCAAGAAGCACGGCAUCCCAACGGCUUACGCCGCGCGACUGGCCGGCCACCGGCGCGCCUGCACGCUGCCUCCGGAGGGGUCCGUGUGCGUGUACGCGCACGCGCUGGAGGCCGGGAUGCGAGUGCCGCUGCCCGGCUUUUUCUCCGACGUGCUCACCCACUUCGGCCUCGCGCCGAGCCAGCUCGCGCCCAACGGGUGGCGCAUCUUGUCGGGCUUCGUCGUGCUCUGCCACCGCGCCGGCGUGCCGCCGUCGCUCGCCGUGUUCCGCCAUUUCUUCCUGCUGGUCAAGUUCAAGCUCAGGGGCUGGUACUUCUUUCGGGGCAAGGACGCCGCGGGGGCGCUUUUUGCUGGGCUGCCCAAGUCCAACAAGAAGUGGAAGGACAAGUUCUUCUUUCUGGCGUCACCGGAGCCAUGGUCGUGCCCUAUGCACUGGGGCGAGCCGCCGUCCAAGGCCUCCCUCUGUGAUCCGGUCCUCACGAGCCAGGAAGAAAAAUCGGUGGCAAAAUUGCUAGCCGCAAGCGGUGGUGCGGUUGAUCUCCGGACUUGCCUCUCCGAGACCAGUCUCGCCGCAGCCUUCUCCCCAAGGCUGGCCGGUGAAUCACCGGCUUCGGUUCGUUGUACUUCUACUGGUGCCAAAGGGACGGAUCAGCUGACGAAGGUGAAAACAGAGCCAGGCAGCCGUGCGUCGGCACUGUAUGGGAAAAAGAGGAACCGGGAGGAGGCCAACUCAAACGGCGAACCCUGCCAUUCUGAGCUGAGCUCGCUGCCUGCCGAUCCCAGCUGUUCGGCGACCGGCUUGGGUGUCCCGCCGGGCUUCGACCCGAAGCCACGGCACUCGCCCGUACAAGUCACACCGGCGGUCCACAGCACCGGCGGGGAGGCUACGCGGAAGUUCCCAUCGACGUACGAAUCAAUACUCCAGACCGUGAGCUACGCGUCCUCCUAUGCGUUGGAGCUGGAGAAGAAGUUAGCUGAUCACGUUGCGUCCAGGGCGGAGCUGGAGAAGAAACUGGUUGUGCGGGACGCCGAGGUUGUGGCUCUGCAGGAGCAGCUAAAGCAGGCCAUUUCGGUUCCUGGAGACGCCAAGUUUGCAGCGGCGGUGCAAGAGCUUCUUGGAUCUGAAGAACACGCGAUACGCAGCGCAGAGCACGCGCUGGAGGGGUACAAAAACUGGAAGGGUAGGUACGGCACAAAGAGGACAUGAGGCAGACUCCUCCGGCUCUACACGUACGCGGCUUCUUCUUCCCCUGUACCAUGGAAAUGGAAUGCCCAUGGUUUACAAGGCUUUUAGUUCUGCCCAAUAGGAAUUUUCAA
Lolium perenne is the source of this 1510-nucleotide messenger RNA. RefSeq lists its product as uncharacterized. Lineage: Eukaryota; Viridiplantae; Streptophyta; Magnoliopsida; Poales; Poaceae. The record is from RefSeq and is a predicted model, not a curated record.